AUUGCGGCGAAAAGAGCUUUACAGAACGCGUCUAUUUUGCACUGCACAAAAAUUCGGUGGUUUUCUUGGCAUAUAUUCCGCAAUUUGUAAAGAAAAUGUUAAAUAAACAGUCAUAAUAUAUCUUAAAUAGCUAUUUAGGCAUUAAUAGACUUAUAUAGUAAAAUACUCGCCAUACAUUAAAAACUGUACUUGUAUCGUGGGGCAUAAUUUAUAAAAAUGGAUACGCUGUUCGACCAACUAAAAACAGAGACUCCGGCAAAUUUGAAAAUUGCUGAGUCUACGAAUACACGUGAGUCCAUAAAGGCUUCAAAGAGAUCACCUUCUCCUGAAUCACUUAAAGAUUCGCAAACUCCCACUAAAAUAAAGAGGAUAUCGACAGAAACCAAAUUUACAGAUAAUGCUGCAGUGCGUCGUGAAUCAAUGCCUCCACCUGCGUCAACAUUUGUCAGAAAAAAUAUAAGCAAAAGUCGCAGUUUAUCACCUCCAAAAGGCCUAUUAGUAAGACCAUUUAAAGUUCUCUUAGAGAGGAAAAAAAUGGAAGGCUUAGAUUGUAAAAAUCAGAAGCUUGGUAAAACAUCAAAAUCUCCAACAUAUAUAAAGAAAGCAGCGGACCUUAUUGGAUCAGCUUUAAAAAAUGGAGAAAAGUCACCCAAAAAGGCAACACCCACGAAGGCACAGCAAAAACUAUUUGAUCCAGAUGUGCUCGUUAAAGCACAACAGUUACCACAUUUUAAUGUUAAACGUUGUAAGGUGCGUUUGUUGAGACAAGACUUGACAAAACUCAAACAAGAAUUCCACGCAAAAGAGAAGAACCAGAAGCAAAGCAAAAACAGCGGUAAAAAUGAUAAAAUUGAUAGAACCCUACCUUCAGAAAAGGCAUCGACUUCUAAACGUGGCGGAUUUUUUGACGAAAAAGAAUCAAAACACUCAUCUGGAUUUUUCAUAAAGAUAAACGCACUUACCCGAUCACCCAGGUCAAAAACAAAAGCUGAAGGAGCUUUAAAAGAAAAAAGGUUUUCACAAAAGUUGAGCGCUGGGACAAUUGCGAAGAAACUAAAUGCAGCUGCUGCAAUUUCAAGCACCAAACCUACUAAGUUCACAAGAACACAACUUAUAAAAAUGUAUGGCAAGCGCGUAUUUUGCUCUCGUGUUAAAAUCGAACGGUGUUCGCAUCCGAUGAUGUUGAUAUUUGAGUCUAAUGCCCGUGCUCGUCGGUUACAAGCAAAACGAUCAAAAUCCAAAAAUCUGUCUGUAUCUUUUCGCGAUCAGGUCGAAAUAUUUGGAGAUAGCAGUGAUUCGGAGGAAGCAGAUAUAAGUCCGGUAUCUGAAGCAGAUAUAGCGUCUACAUCGGAAGUAGCUAUGAAAUUAACGAAUCCGAUACCGAUCUCUUUAACUGUAACUCCAGCGCGCCUCAAAAAAGUGGAAAAUGGUAAAGUUGUCGACGAUAUCGAAUUAGACCCCUCGCUCUUUGUUGUUCCAAUAGUUGCUAGCACGCCAUUUGCAUCGCCAGGUAAAAAAAAGCGUGAAAAAAAAUCAUUUAGUCCACUAAAAGGGGAUGGUACGCCUAGCCCACGCAAAGAACAGCUUAAAUUGGCCAACGAAAAAAUGCCUCCAAGCAGUUUGCGACGUUUAACUGCAGCUGAAGUUGACGAGGAGGACGAUGAAGACGACGAGUGUGAAUAUAUAGUGCCCAUCGAAAUACCUGAACGUCGCAUAUCACGAACUAGUUCCGCCAAUACCAUGGAUGAUGUUGUUUCGGAAAAACCUAAUGCAGCAUCCAACAGUGAAUUAGAACCUAAAUCUAUUGAUGUAGUUGACAAUACAGACACUGUUCAAGACACAUCAGGAGAAAGUUUCGCUUCGGCCGUGGAAGAUUCGCUCUCUCCUAACACCAAUGAACCAAAUCUCAGUAAUACGGAGUCAGAGGCAAUGACAAAUAUCGAAAACGUGGCCACCACUGACAAGGUUAUCGAUGAAAUUGAAUUUGUUGAAAAUAAUAAAAAUGUGGUAGAGGAUACGAAAACGCAAACAGUAGACAUGGACUUAGCAGAGCUUCCCCAACUUACACGUAUUGAUUCAGUGUCGCCUUCUCAAUCGUUAAACGACAUCGUCAACACCAUUAUGUGCAAUGAAAACGCUGUUGGUUCAAAGGAAGCACUCGAAACAAUGAAGGAUAAUAUUGAAUUGGUUUCAAAUACAAACAAUAUCUCCGACACAAAAAUAAAUGACAACCAAUCAGCUGAUAAUAUUUCUAUAACCGAUACAAAGUUGCGAGAUACCUUAGAUGAUGACAUAUCUUUACAGUUGUUUGUUGAUGACGAUACUGCUAACUCAAAUUUCUUAGGAGACAGCGCAAUACAAGAUAGCGAAAUAAUCGACGGAAUCGUAAAGGAACGUAUCGAUGAGAUUUCUAAAGAUAAGAAAUUGGGUUCGGCCGUUGAAGCUACGAACCUUUUGAGCUCGAAAGUGACAACCGAGUGAUAAUUUAGCAGUGUGGUCGUUAAUUAAUUAGGUACUCUACAAAAAACAAAAACAUGAAAAGUAAUUCCGUGAUUAAUUUUGUUUAUAAAUAUCCCUUCCUUUUUACCCUAUGUUUUUAAUUAUACACACGUAUUGUAUAUUUGUGUAUUUUGAAUUGAAUAAUCGAAAUUAAACUCUAACCAUGACAAUUUGUUACAUAUUUGGCAUUCUUGCAGGCGGUUGUAAUUGUUAGUGUUUACUAGCUGACUAUUCGGUGCCUUUAUUUUUGCAAUGAUAUUGAUCGAAUAUCAUUUAAUAAAUUUCCGUUAUGUUUCUUUUUAACGUUUGUAUAUAAGAUCAUUAAUGUUUCACUUAGUUACUUAAAGUAAUUUAAUGCACAAUGGUUAUAUCAUUAUAUUAAUCUUGCAAAAAUUAAUUUUAUUUACGAGGAAAAAUUUUCGAAAUUUACACUUAAAUUGUGUAAAAGUAAGAAAACAUAAGCAAUUUCCUGUAUACAAACACCUACAAAUGUAAUUUCAUCCAAGUUUGGGGCAAUUAAAGUAUAAGUUGGUUUUAUAAGAAUUUCACAAUAAAAUAAUGCCCGUACCGAUACUUGCAAAAAAUAAAAAAAAAAGAAAUAAAUAAAUUUGAAAAAUGUA
Molecule: messenger RNA, 3119 nt
Organism: Bactrocera oleae (olive fruit fly)
Lineage: Eukaryota; Metazoa; Arthropoda; Insecta; Diptera; Tephritidae
Gene: HP5
Product: Heterochromatin protein 5
Source: RefSeq, a predicted model, not a curated record